GCGGGAAGGCCAGAGGCUGAUGAGGGCGAAGGCGCCGCCGACUGAGUAGCAGCAUCCAGUCGUGCCUCGUCGUCUCGUGUCGCUUGCUCCUUCUCGUCUUUGCUAUCUCAUCUCAUCUCCAUCGCCAUUUGUCGUCGCCCGCGACACACGCACACAUCAAUUGAGACGGCAGGGCGGCGCUCUCAUCUUUCUAUUCUCCAUCGUCGUCCUCUCUUGUGCAUCACAUAGACGGGCACCAAUCGCUGCUCCCCUAACUCGCGCGGUCCUCCACUCGCGUUCUCCUCCUCCAUCUCCUCCUUCCCUCCUCAUCUCAUCCUCCCAUUCCACAUUUCAUCGGGCCCUGAUCUUCUAUCGCUCUCGCUCCUCGCGUCUGCGUCCUUGUAUCGCCUCAACUCAUGGACUCGCCCUACCUGAGUAGCCACGGCUCUCCGGCUUCUCCUCGUCUCUAUCGCACCGCCGGCUCCUCACCUCAGCAGGCGUUCAGCAACGCCUUCUCUCAGGCGCAGCCCCAAAAUUUCCUCAACGCUUUCCACAACGCUCAACAGCAUCACAACAAUCAUCAGCAGCAAGGUCAAUCCUCCGCUUCGCAGGGAACGCUGCAGGGCAUCCCCAAAUCUGGACCUGCUGCGCUAGACUAUGCCAGUGCUCAGCUAAGCAACUACGCUGCUGCUCAACAGAAUAUGUACAACGGCAGUCCAUCGACCCCUGGUGGAUCAAACGCAAACGCCUCGUCACCCAACGCUAUGGGCUCCUUCCCUCCUCAGCUGUCGCAGCUGCCCCCAGGCAUGGACUUUAGCAGCAUGACGCUGCAUUCGGCCAAUUCGUCAGCGCCGGCCUCGGCAGCUUCGUCCCCUGGUUGGACACAUCGUCGCCUGCCGUCGUCAUCCUCAUCUCAGCAGCAAUCCACUCACACGCACAAUCCACGCAUUGCAGCAUCAGCUGUAACGGGCAAGCGUCUCAAUUGGGGCGAGAUGAUUUGUGCCACCAUCUAUCACUCGGAGCAUGGCAGGCUCGUCAUUCAGGAUUUGUUCGAGCAGAUGUGCAAGCGCUUUCCAGAAGUGCAGGAGUGGUGAGUUGACCAGAUUCCAAAGUGUAGCACUGUGUCGCACCACGAGUUGACAUUCUCCUCCUCCAAUUGUCUCUUCGUAGGGCCUUUGGCAAGGACUGGGAAGCACGCGUUAAGAACCGCAUCAAAUCAACUCU
Messenger RNA from Jaminaea rosea, 1203 nucleotides. RefSeq lists its product as hypothetical. Bases 396 to 1073 code for a protein of 225 amino acids. The transcript has a single exon. The record is from RefSeq and is a predicted model, not a curated record. Lineage: Eukaryota; Fungi; Basidiomycota; Exobasidiomycetes; Microstromatales.